Messenger RNA from Ictalurus punctatus (channel catfish), 1702 nucleotides. It is a transcript of the gene chrna8, whose product is annotated as cholinergic receptor, nicotinic, alpha 8. Gene Ontology annotation, cellular component: postsynaptic membrane; synapse; neuron projection. Gene Ontology annotation, molecular function: acetylcholine-gated monoatomic cation-selective channel activity; transmembrane signaling receptor activity. The record is from RefSeq and is a predicted model, not a curated record. NCBI's taxonomy places the organism in Eukaryota, Metazoa, Chordata, Actinopteri, Siluriformes, Ictaluridae. Bases 114 to 1607 code for a protein of 497 amino acids. The transcript has 10 exons. Gene Ontology annotation, biological process: regulation of membrane potential; monoatomic ion transmembrane transport; signal transduction.
GAGAGAGGGAGGUGGAGGAGGAGGAGGAGGACUUGUAUCUGCGCGCGCUUCACAGGCUCGCACUCAAAGUUCAGUCGGCUAAGAGCGCGAGCCUGCACUCACACGCGCGCACGAUGCCCAGAUUUACCGGACCCCUAUACGUCGUCUUGUUUAUGUGGUCGUCAUUUUGUAUCAAAGACACUAUACAGGGCGAGCACCAGAGGAGGUUGUAUAAGGAGCUGUUGGAAAGCUACAACCGGCUGGAGAGACCCGUGGCCAAUGACUCCGCACCUCUGGUCGUGGAACUUGGACUCACACUGCUCCAGAUUAUAGAUGUGGAUGAGAAGAACCAAGUGCUCAUCACCAACGCUUGGCUACAGAUGGACUGGACAGAUGUGUAUCUAAGCUGGAACCCUGAGAAUUACCCAGGCGUUAAUAACCUCCGCUUCCCAUCCAGUCAGAUCUGGACGCCUGACAUCCUCCUCUAUAACAGCGCUGACGAGAGGUUCGACGCCACCUUUCACACCAACGUGCUGGUGAACUCCUCAGGAGCCUGUCAGUAUAUACCACCAGGUAUUCUGAAGAGUACGUGUUACAUUGACGUGCGUUGGUUCCCGUUCGACGUGCAGAAAUGCGACCUGAAGUUCGGCUCCUGGACCCACAACGGCUGGCUGCUGGACCUGCAGAUGCGGGAGGUGGACAUUUCCACGUACAUCCCCAACGGAGAGUGGGACCUCGUGGGGGUCCCGGGGAAGAGGAAUGAGCUGUAUUAUGAGUGUUGUAAGGAGCCGUACCCGGACGUGACCUACACGGUGACCAUCAGGAGGCGGACGCUGUACUACGGACUCAACCUGCUCAUUCCCUGCGUCCUCAUUUCAGGCCUCGCGCUGCUCGUCUUCCUGCUGCCUGCCGACUCUGGAGAGAAGAUCUCACUGGGAAUCACCGUUCUGCUGUCACUCACCGUCUUCAUGCUGCUGGUGGCGGAGAUCAUGCCCGCCACCUCCGACUCCGUCCCCCUCAUAGCUCAGUACUUUGCGAGUACGAUGAUGAUCGUGGGCUUGUCCGUCGUCGUCACCGUCCUCGUGCUGCAGUUUCAUCAUCACGAUCCACACGGAGGCAAAAUGCCAAAAUGGGUGCGGGUGAUCCUGCUCCACUGGUGCGCUUGGUUCCUGCGUAUGAAGAAGCCAGGCGAUGAGCGCAAGUCGCCCUACAGCUACUCCAGCACCAGCAGCCUGCAGAUGGGAAGCGUCCCCGGCCAGAUGGGCACCAACGGCCACACAAACCUCUACUUCGGCUUCCACUCGCCAGACAGCACCUGCUGCCCCAAUAGCAGCGACUCGGGCGUGUCGUGCGGAGUUUCCUGCGGCGGCGGGCAUCGCGAGGCAGCCCCGGCGCUAUCGGGCGAGCAGCGAGAGCUGCAGAGGCUCCUGGUCGAGGUGUCGUACAUGGCGCAGCGUUUCCGGGCCCAGGACGAGGCCGAGGCGGUGCGAGGCGAGUGGAAGUUUGCGGCGGCCGUGGUGGAUCGCCUUUGCCUCGUCGCCUUCUCGCUCUUCUCCAUCGUGUGCACCUUCGCCAUCCUCAUGUCCGCGCCCAACUUCAUCGAGGCCGUCUCCAAGGACUUCACAUAAUCGCCCUGCGUUUAUCUUUUACACUGCAAUGAGAAAAACUAACCACUGCCCCUGUGUGUGUGUGUGUGUGUGUGUGUGUGUGUGUGUGUGUGUCU